GAUAGCACGAGGCAUGUGUUGAGUAUAUAAAUAUGCAUCGAGGCAGCCGCUGAUUAUCACAAUUCUCAUCAAAUAUUAACUACCAAACAAGAAAAGAAGAGUGAGAACAGAGAAAGAGAAGAUCAAUCAUGUCUGCCACUCCAGAAUGGGUCAUGGUUGGAGGAGAAGGUCCUGAGAGUUACAACCAGAAUUCAUACUAUCAGAGAGCGUUGUUGGAAGCCGCAAAAGAAAAGAUGAACGAGGCAAUCUCAUCAAAACUCAGCCUUGACAUGAUCUCUGAUCGCUUCAGUGUAGCGGAUUUCGGUUGUGCGACUGGACCAAACACUUUUGUGGCCGUCCAAAACAUAAUAGAUGCUGUAGAAGACAAGUACCGUAAAGAAACCGGACAAAACCCGGCAGAUAACAUCGAGUUUCAAGUCCUCUUCAACGACUUUACCACCAACGAUUUCAACACUCUCUUCCAGUCACUUCCUCAGGGCAGGCGAUACUAUAGCGCCGGGGUUCCUGGUUCUUUCUUCGAACGUGUUCUUCCUAAGCAGAGUUUCCACAUUGGAGUUAUCAAUUACGCGUUUCAUUUCACCUCCAAAAUCCCCAAAGGGAUCACUGACCGGGACUCUCCCUCGUGGAACAGAGACAUGCACUGCACUGGCUUCAACGAAGCGGUCAAGAAAGCUUAUCUUGAUCAGUACUCGGCUGACACCAAGAAUCUACUAGACGCUAGAGCUGAAGAGCUUGUCCCCGGGGGAUUGAUGUUGCUUUUUGGGUCGUGUCUAAGAGACGGAGUUAAGAUGUCCGAGACCGCUAAAGGAAUUGUGUUGGAUAUUGUCGGAGAUUCUCUUAACGAUCUUGCUCAACAGGGUGUCAUUGAGCAAGACAAGGUGGAUUCUUUCAGCACACCACUCUACUUUGCAGAAGAAGGAGAGAUAAGGCAAAUCAUAAAGGAGAACGGGAAGUUCACAAUCGAGGCUUUCGAGGAUAUUGUUCACUCCAAGGGAGAGUUUACGAUUGACCCCAAGAUCUUGGCCGUCUCUUGCAGGGCCUCCUUUGGAUCUUUCUUAUCAGCACAUUUUGGAGGAGAAGUUAUUACAAAAGCCUUUGAGCUCAUAGAGGCCAAGGCACGCCAAGAACUUCCUCGUUUCCACAAUGCCAAACCCGGAAUGCAGUACCUCAUCGUGCUUCGCAAGAAUUGAUGAUGCAAACAUAUUAUUAUGAUCUCUCAAUGUUAAUUUGUGGCUCCAUUGUUGUUUCUCUUCUCCAAAUUGCCUCAUGGUAUUUUGUCUUCAUAUUCUUCUUCGUUGAUGUGUUAGCGUAUUUGUAUUGUUUCCAAUCCCACAAAUUAAUAAAUGUCUGUUUACAAUUUA
Eutrema salsugineum is the source of this 1361-nucleotide messenger RNA. Its product is annotated as paraxanthine methyltransferase 1. The transcript has 3 exons. Gene Ontology annotation, molecular function: S-adenosylmethionine-dependent methyltransferase activity. NCBI's taxonomy places the organism in Eukaryota, Viridiplantae, Streptophyta, Magnoliopsida, Brassicales, Brassicaceae. The record is from RefSeq and is a predicted model, not a curated record. The coding region runs from base 129 to 1190 and encodes 353 amino acids. Gene Ontology annotation, biological process: methylation.